Messenger RNA from Sebastes umbrosus (honeycomb rockfish), 1544 nucleotides. It is a transcript of the gene rmdn1, whose product is annotated as regulator of microtubule dynamics 1. Gene Ontology annotation, cellular component: cytoplasm; mitotic spindle pole; spindle microtubule. The coding region runs from base 72 to 998 and encodes 308 amino acids. The transcript has 10 exons. Gene Ontology annotation, molecular function: microtubule binding. The record is from RefSeq and is a predicted model, not a curated record. Lineage: Eukaryota; Metazoa; Chordata; Actinopteri; Perciformes; Sebastidae.
AGCAGCCUGUGAGCUUUAGUUUGAGGUGUGAUGGUUAAUUCCUGAUCAGUGAGCGUUUGGGCUUUGACACAAUGGCUGGAAUAGUGCUAGGUCGAUGUGUCAGCAGGACUUCACUGUCAGCACUUGGUGGAAAAGGUGUCAGAAUCAGAGGGACAAACCUGCACUACUGGACACCUCUAAGAAGGACUGCUGCCACUGCUCUGACUGGUGGGAGAGCUGCACUCCUCCUGGGGCUUCCUGCACUAUCCUAUCUAGGUUAUGGAGUUUAUCACAGAGCGCAGAGUUCAGCUGUGGUCUACGCUUUGGAAAAAGGUGAGGUUUUGGAGCAAGCCGACUACUUGUACAGCUGUGCAGAAACAGAGAAGCUGUACCAGCUGCUGCUGCAGUACAAGGACAGCGAUGACGCAGAGUUCCUUUGGAGGCUGGCCCGGGCUUCUCGUGACAUGUCCCUCCUGCCCAACAUGGAGGCCGAACGGAAGAAGCAGCUGAUAUUUGAGGGCUUUGAAUAUGCAAAGAAAGCGCUGGAGAAGGAUGAGAAGUGUUUCGCAGCGCACAAAUGGUAUGCAGUAUCUCUCAGUGAUGUCGGGGAAUACGAGGGAGUUAAGGUGAAAAUUGGAAAUUCCUACAUCAUCAGGGAACAUCUAGAGCGAGCCGUUGAGCUCAAUCCCAAAGAUGCCACUUCGUUACAUAUUUUGGGCCACUGGUGCUUUGCUUUUGCUGAGCUGCCUUGGUAUCAACGCAAAGUGGCGGCUGUCAUUUUUUCAUCACCACCCAUGUCCACAUAUGAGGAGGCUUUGGAGUUCUUCCUGAAAGCUGAAGAUGUUGAUCCCAACUUCUACAGUAAAAACCUGCUAAUGCUUGGGAAGACCUACAUGGGCAUGAAAGACAAAGAGAAAGCACUGCUCUAUCUGACCAAAGCUAGAGAGUACCCUGCUCACACACUGGAAGACAAAGAGGUCCAUAAGGAGGCUGUAGACCUCUUGAAGAAACUUGGAUGAAGUUAUUACCACCGAUUGGAACAUGAGGCAUUUGCGGACAUUCGGACUGUAAAUAAUUGCUAACAAAUGUUUUUUUUCCAUCUGCUUGUGUAAUUAAUACAGCAGAACCGUGUUGGAUCAUUUAGAGUUUUAGUUAAAUUAAAACUACAACAGGAUCAUCGUUUGAUAUUGAAGUAGUGAACAGGAUGGUCUCCGUGUAUCUAUUCAUGCCUGUAUCCCCUUUACACUGACUUUUCUCUGACAUCCAUCUUGUGUUCUGAAAACGGAGGAGACGCCACGAAGAGAAAUGUGGGACAGUGAAGCAUACAACCGAUAUUAUUCUGUAUGGGAAAAAGUUGCAUGUUGAAAAUUACAGUGGUUAAAUAAAAAAAUGUAACAACUUUCAUCACCAAACUGUAUCUGUUUAACAAUAAUUGAAGCACUAGUAGCUGGUUUCUCAAAUCAAAUGUCAGUUAUAAUCAAGUAUACACAUUUACUAUGUUUAACCUGGAAUGCAGGUUGUUUUGUUUUUUGAGAUCAAAAUAAUAAAUCUUGGCCACAAAUGCA